AAUAAUGUCAGCCUCUUUUGGACUCAUAAGCAACGAAUGUGCACAAAAUGAAGCACAAUUGUGUGAAAAUGUGGGAAGCGAAGAAAAUGGAGGGCGAGGGUGUUCUUCUUCCUCCCAAUCCCAUCGUAAUCUUAGGAAAAAACAGGGGUUUGAAAUCGAAAGACUCUCUGAGACACAUACACACAAUGCUUCUCGGAGAUUAUCUUUAUAAAUUCAAAAUUUCUGAAACUUGGCAUUGGUUUGAGAAACAACGAGAAUCAAUAGAUCGAUUUGGUUGUGAUUGUUGAACCCGGAUCCGACAACAGUCGGACCCACCUUCUGCUUUCCCCCUCCCCUCUCCUCCCAUGGUGGCUUCCUUCAAUUCGUCAGAGUGAUCGAGCGAGAGAGUGAGAGAGAGAAAGAUAGGAGAUUGUAAAUUCAUUAGCCUCUUGAUAGUUUCAUUAAUUACAGAAUUCUUGUGUUAGGAAUCCUGAUAUCGGCUUUUGUUGGAAUAUUUUUGCAGCUUGCUAAGGUAAGCUUUUAACUCGUAUCAGUUUUGGGAUCAACUUUUGGGGGACCCGGAGACGUUUCUUGAUGCUUUUGAGGGAUCAAAGGAUUGCAAUUGUUUUAUAAAUACGUAAAAAAUGGGUAGUUGUGCUUCGAGCCCCGUGAAAACAAUCAAACCGAGGAGAUCACGGCGUCAUCGAAGUAGAAAGACACGUAAGCACGACAAAACAAAGAAGAAGGGAGAGACUGAUUCCAUUUCGGUUCCGAUUGGUGGUGAUGGUGAUACUGAUAAUGUUGAUAGGAUGUCGGUUUCUCGGGACUCAGUGUCAUCCUUUCGUACUUCUAUACCGAGUCAUACCGAAUCACACACCAAUGCUAAUGUAGACGACCCAUUUUUUGAUACAAUUAGCAGCAUUGAUGGUGAUGGUGAUGGUGCGGUAUCUGAGGAUGAUUUUGCUAGCGUGCAUGGAGACGAUGAUGGUGAUGGUGAUGAUGAUGAACCAAACGGGGAAGGGGAUGAAGAUUAUUUCCAAGUAGACGAUGAGAUUAUGACAAAGAAGACAUUGAAGCAAGAUAAGUGCUCGACAGAUUUAGAAGAUGCAUACUCAUCAUACUACUCAGUAGGGAAUCAUGGUGAUUCAAGCCCUACAAACAAAUUCGGACGUAGUUAUAGCAGCUAUAAUGGUUGUGAUAAAGAUGAUAAAACCCAAUCCCAUAUCUUGAUGAUGUCUGGUAGUGGACCCCACCUGUUCCCUUCUGCUAGUUUCCAUGAUCAAAUCACCAACACUCAUAAUUCCGUCUCACAAAAUCAUACCACAAAACCCACCGUUAUAAAGCUUGCUGUAAAACGAGCCACCGAUGGAGACGACCAAACCCACCGUGCUACAGAGAAGUUCUUUUAUCGUCCCCGAGCUGGAUUCUUGAUUCCGUGUUGUACAGAUGAAAAACCGCUUGCAGGAUGUUGGUCGGCUAUUGACCCCUCAAAUAUUACUCUCAGAGGCGAAAAUUAUUUCAAAGAUAAAUCGAAAAAAGCUGCUCCAAGUUAUAGCCCUUACAUUCCAUUUGGUGUCGAUCUUUUUGUAUCCCCGAAAAAAAUCAACCACAUUGCCAAACACCUCGAGCUUCCUUCCUUACAAGGCGAUGGCAAUUUGCCCCCCCUCCUAAUUGUCAAUAUUCAGUUGCCUAGUUAUCCUGCUCAGAUGUUCCAUAGUGACAGUGAUGGCGAGGGGUUGAAUCUUGUUUUGUAUUUCAAGCUUUCUGAAACCUACGAGAAAGAUAUCCCUCCCCAGCUUCAGGACAGCAUUAAGAGUUUAGUGGAUGAUGAAAUGGAAAAGAUUCGGGGUUUCACAAAAGAAACAACAGUGCCUUUCAGAGAUCGAUUGAAGAUCAUGGUGGGUGUGGUGAACCCGGAUGACCUUGUCUCAAGUAGCACUGAGAGGAAACUUUUGCACUCUUACAAUGAAAAACCCGUUCUCUCACGCCCUCAACACAACUUCUUUAAGGGAUCAAAUUACUUUGAAAUUGACCUUGAUAUUCAUCGAUUUAGUUACAUAGCAAGAAAAGGAUUGGAUGCAUUUCGUGAACGUCUAAAACACGGGAUUAUGAAUCUCGGCUUAACAAUUCAGGCUCAAAAACCAGAAGAAUUACCGGAGAAAAUUCUUUGCUGUUUGAGAUUAAACAAGAUUGACUUUGUCAAUCAAGGUCAAAUACCCACAUUAGUCGCAGAUGAUCACAAUUCCAAUUCCUCUUGA
Molecule: messenger RNA, 2237 nt
Organism: Lactuca virosa
Lineage: Eukaryota; Viridiplantae; Streptophyta; Magnoliopsida; Asterales; Asteraceae
Source: the annotation of a GenBank genome assembly